UCUACUUGAUUUAUGUUUCCUGUCUUUCUGGUGGAAGCCUUUAAAACACCAGAGUUGCUGGUUUUGGUUCAGUUGAGUCGACAUCAUGGCGUCAGAGAAAGACCUUCUUGUGGCUGCUGCUGUUUUUAUUUUUGCCCUCAUUUCACACAGUGAGGGCAUACUCGGUGGCAGAGAGGCGGAGCCGCACUCUCGGCCCUACAUGGCCUCCAUCCAGAUGCCAGAAGGAGAUAAUAUGAAGCAUGAGUGUGGAGGUUUUGUGAUUGCAGAUCAGUGGGUGAUGACUGCAGUCCACUGUCUGCCAACAGGGCCCAAUGGAAGGAAAGUAGUGCUGGGUGUCCAUUCUCUGAGUGAACCUGUACAGACAAACCAGACAUUUGAUAUUUUGGAACUUCACAAUCACCCAGACUUCAGCACAUCAAAUUACGACAAUGACAUUGCUUUAAUUAAGUUGGAUCGUCCGUUCAACACCUCUGAGGCUGUUCAACCGCUGGAGUUCCUGCGAGCAGGCGGCACAAACCCCGGCACGGGUGCAGAGGUGGACACGGCCGGGUGGGGAUCCAUGGAUAACCUGGGGUCCAGACCAGACAAGCUCAAGGAGGUGGUCGUCGAGGUGGUCAGCUCAGCUCGGUGCAGACGCAGCGACUACUUCGGCAGAGGAAAGUUCACCAAUAACAUGAUAUGUGCAAAUAGAAUAUGCUCACACCACUGUGAUCAACCUACAGAAGACACCUGUGACGGCGACUCUGGAGGUCCUCUGCUCUACAAUGGCAUCGCGGUUGGCAUCACUUCCAAUGGAGGAAAGAAGUGUGGCCAAGCUAAAAAGCCUGGAAUUUACACGGUCAUCUCCCACUACACUGCGUGGAUUGACAACAUCAUGGCCCUGCAGCCCACUGGAACACCAGACCAGAGCAGCUAAAUAAAGGAGAGCGCACAUCACAUUAUUAGCAGCACAUUUUUACACGUUUUUAGUCGCAGUCCUGCUUCUACUGAGUCACUGAUUAUUCUACAUGGAUAUGUUCAUAUGUUGGACAGAAGUGUUCCUUUCUCAUUUGCAACUAAUGCAUGGCUCUAGUGAUAGACCUUCAGUAUGUUGAACAUACUACAACCACCUGUACAAACAUUUGCCAUCACUUCAUAAAAGAAUCAAUAAAAUACAGUUGAUCACA
Molecule: messenger RNA, 1166 nt
Organism: Sebastes umbrosus (honeycomb rockfish)
Lineage: Eukaryota; Metazoa; Chordata; Actinopteri; Perciformes; Sebastidae
Gene: cfd
Product: complement factor D (adipsin)
Exons: 5
Coding region: 86-916 (276 amino acids)
Biological process (GO): proteolysis
Molecular function (GO): serine-type endopeptidase activity
Source: RefSeq, a predicted model, not a curated record